Molecule: messenger RNA, 795 nt
Organism: Magnusiomyces paraingens
Lineage: Eukaryota; Fungi; Ascomycota; Dipodascomycetes; Dipodascales; Dipodascaceae
Product: 60S ribosomal uL30 domain-containing protein
Exons: 1
Coding region: 1-795 (264 amino acids)
Biological process (GO): maturation of LSU-rRNA from tricistronic rRNA transcript (SSU-rRNA, 5.8S rRNA, LSU-rRNA)
Cellular component (GO): cytosolic large ribosomal subunit
Molecular function (GO): structural constituent of ribosome; RNA binding
Source: RefSeq, a predicted model, not a curated record
AUGGCCGUUAAGAAUAAGAAUAAUACCAAGCUUGCAGCAUCUAAGGAACCUGCUCUUCCGGAUGAGACUCUUCUGAAAAAACGCAAAAACAACGACUCGCACCGUCAGAGACUGUCACGCGAGGCUCAAGCCAAGAAGAAGGCUGCCGAGGAAGCUGAGAAGAAGAAGCGUCGGGCUGCACAGUUCAAGCGCGCUGAAACUUUUGUUAAGCACUACCGGACAUCUGAGCAAGAGCAGGAGCGGAUAGAGCGAACCCUGGCAACAUCUGCGCGGGUGGAGAUACCUUCUGAGCCAAAGCUUCUUUUCGUUGUGCGGAUAAAGAGUGAUACGACUUUGGUUCCUCAAGCUCGCAGAAUCCUUAACGCUAUGCGGUUGCAAGAGAUCAACAACGGUGUAUUUGUGCGUCUUACUGAGGGCACUGCCGAACUAUUGCGCAUUGUUGAGCCUUUUGUAGCUUUUGGUUACCCGACUCUUAACUCUGUGCGCACGCUGAUUUACAAGCGUGGAUACACUAAGGCUUCUGAAGGUGAGACUGGUCGUGUGCCAAUCACUGACAACACCAUCAUUGAAGAGGCUUUGGGAGAUUAUGGAAUCAUCUGCAUGGAGGAUCUGAUUCACGAGAUUUACGCAUUGGGACCUAACUUUAAGAAGGCAGCCAACUUUUUGUAUCCGUUCCAGUUGUCGAGCCCUACAGGUGGUUGGGGUGUUCGUUCCAAAUUUAAGAAGUUUAUUGAGGGUGAAGGUCUUGGUGAGCGUGCUCAGGACAUUAAUGCUUUGAUUGAAGCUCAAAAUUAA